Hymenoscyphus albidus is the source of this 3051-nucleotide messenger RNA. The record is from the annotation of a GenBank genome assembly. Lineage: Eukaryota; Fungi; Ascomycota; Leotiomycetes; Helotiales; Helotiaceae.
CCCAUUUCUCGAUAACAACCGCAGGAAGUAUAUCCUCUCUUAUCCCUCCCAUUGAAAAGAAACUCGGUAAAAGGCUUGGGUGUGUAUCAGCGACAAAAAGCCAUCGGUCACUUUCCAAGACCCCGCCAAGCCCUCAACUCAACGGGAGUGACAGAUUCAUUUCAGAUGCUUUCUCUAGCCAUUCGGAGAUUUAUUGCGAGAUGCAACAAAGAAAGACUCCUUCUCUUUUGAGUCUACUCUUGCUCGAUGGCUUCUAGUUGGAAACACUUCAUCUUUUUCAUCCACCCUUUCGAGAAGAAUCGUGGUUCGUCGACUUCGUACGAAGCAUCCAAUCAAGCGAGAGGUGGUCUGAGACCAUCGGGGUUGAGAGGAUGCUUUGCUGACUGGGGUUCAUUAGCGAAAGUUUGGACUGCGAGUCUUUCUGGAGGUGUUUCGAGGUUUGGUAAUUUGUGGUGGUGGUUUGAUGCCUCUAAUGUUUCAAUCCUGAUGGACCUAGCCUCUUUGAGCUAGAGCUUGCGAGUUGCACGUUCUGGAGUCUGACGUGACAUGGGCCGCCCAGCGACGAGCUGCAAUAGACCUCAAGAGAGUUGACCUAUUCCCCAGAUGUGCAUCUUGAUGAUCCUAGAUGGUGGCCGUUGUGAGGCGACUUUGUUACCCACAGAUGAUUGUGACGGAAAAUUCCCCGAGACUGGUAUUGUCUGCCAAUGGAGGCUACUCGGUACAGCAGAACUUUCUCCAAGUUUCCUCUGAGCGACUCCGAUAUUCAUCUUUUCGAUCGUCGAGCGAGUACCGUGAGGACUUUUCCCUUAAGCAACAAAAUGGAUUCAACCCCAGGCCGCAAAAAGCAACAGUACCGAUAAUUAUUAAUCAUAUUCUUUUCCGCUAUAUCAAGGUCACGGGCAGGCUCCCAAUAGUGCUAAUGUUUUGAGAUGGAGGUUGUGAUUGAGGAAUCUGAUGCUCACAAUAACGCCUUUGCCAUCACUUCAAAUGGAGCAGAGGUGCUGGAUGGUGCAGUUCAACAUCAUGGCCCUGCUAUUAUGGCCUAUGGACAGGUGUUGGGGAACAUCGUUGCGAGGAGCAAUAAGUGGAUAUCGGAACACCGAAACUGGCUUGCAAAUCUUCCUCGGCGUGAUACGGAUGAAGAGAAUCCAGCAUCUGAGACUCCAGAACAAUCUCCACUACCAACAAUAACAUCAUCGGCUCAUUAUGGUCCUAUUACUUCACCGCCAAACCUGGAUAGACGACAAGAGCCACUUUUUAAUGCUCUUAGUCCCAUCGCUGGCUUAUCACUCUGUGGUCCUCCGGUUGCAUCGGCUGUGGCCUCUGUUUCUGCAGAAGCCGCUGCCCAACUCCAAAUUGUCCACCAAUCAGCAGCUGUAGAGUUGCAAACCCAGGAACAAAAUGCGGCACAAGUAAUAGAAGCUCUCCGGAGGUCUUUGGAUUCGGCACUGGCAGCACUUCAAGGCCAAAAGACUGCCGCUCCUCCUCCGCCUGCACCUCCAAUACCACUUGCACCGCCUGCGCAACUACCUAAUAAUACCGUCACAUAUGUUUUAACAACUACUAUCAGCGCUCCUCCUCCGCCACCUCUUGAGCCGCCACCGCCUCUAACUAACGUCAUCACUUCUGUUUAUACUACCACUGCGAUUGCUCCUCCGCCACUUCUUGAACCGCCACCCCCACCCCUUACUAAUACCGUUGUUUCUACUCUAUAUCUAACAACUACCGUCAGUAUGCCUAUGAUAACUCCUAGUGUACCUACACCACCAACAACUGUUCUUUCUACUAUUAUGAUUACCUUUUCUGAUGGUGUGGUUGCAACGACUGUUCCCGGAGCUGUUCCUGGGGGUGGAGGGGGAGGCGGCGGCGGAGCUAAUCAGAGCAAUCCGAGUUUGGAAAGCUCGCUUGUUGCGAGCGCGAUAGCAGGUGCCAGUGCUGCUAUUUCCUCCGCCAAUGAUGCUAGAGGUAAGUUUUACGUCGGCUAAUCAUGCUGAGAUGUAAAUGUACUAAUAAAUUAUCCUGUAUAGCCUCUGUCAGUCUCGAACUAGAACAAGCUCAAAGUAGCUUGUCAUCCCUGGCCGUAAGUCCAUGAUUACUCUGCAUGUUCAAACAUCUACUAAUCCAAUCUCCAAGUCUCAAGCUACACUUUUGCCUAACAAUACAAUUGGCAAAAUAGUAGAGACCCCAGCCAAUUUCGCUCUUAUCUUGGUUUUUUCAUCCCUAGGCACGGCUUUUAUAGCAGUCUUAAUCUUCUUUUGGCUCUUAACAUGCUGCCGCAAACGUCGGCAGAAAAAACGGGGCCUAGGCAUGCCUACGUCGCGGGAUUCCCAAGAAACAAUGUUUCGAAGAGUCACUGACGAUCCUGUGGUGUCUCCCUACGACCCCACUGGUUUCGCUCGCGAAAGAAAAAGAAGUGUGUCCCGAGGACGACCUAUCAGUAGAGAGAUAGACGAGAUGGGAAAGAUCGUCGAACUGCCACCGGGCUUACCGGGGAACAUCGUAGGAUUUCUCGUGGACGAAAGUCGAAGUGCAAGCAGAGCUCCAACCAGAACUGAAAUGAGGGAGAGAAGUAGAAGUGCAGCACCCCUUGAUGGGGAUUCUCCUACGCGAGGACGAUCGAUGGUCGAUCCCGUUCCGCUUAUUCGGCUAUCACCACAACCACCACCACUGCCACAGCAGACAUCACCAGAUAAACCACCAGAACGACCGAAACGAACCCUUUCCCGAAAGAAUACUCUGAUAUACGACCCCGACCGUCCCAACUCCCCCCCAAUCUUCGGAAACACUUUCACAGAACGUCUCUCCCGACUCUCCAAGCUGGACAUGACAGCCGUCCCAGGACCUUUAAACCAAAACAAAUCCACCAUCUCCACACCCGGUCCAUACACACCCGUCCCCGAUUCCACAGACGGCUACCCCACCCGCGCCUUCACAUUCCUCGACACCGAACCACACGAAACCAAACUCACCACCCUCUCCGCCCCGGGAACACCCUACUCGACCGCCCCCCCCUCGCUCCCCUUCUGCUCCCCCAACCGCUCCUCCUUCAAC